AUGAAGAAGCUUUUCACCUUAUGGAGAAAGAAGGAUGAGCCCCGCUGUUCCUGCUCACCCCUGCUUAUAGGCAGAUGGGCCAGUAUUGGUCUCUUCGCCCAAUCAGGCUACACCCUUCGAGAUAAGAAUUUAAAGAAACUUCACAGAGCUGCCUCAGUUGGGGAUUUAGAGAAGGUGAAGGAGUGUCUUCAGCUCAAGAAGCAUGAUGUGAACAUGCGGGACAGAGAACUCAGAACACCUUUGCACCUGGCCUGUGCUAAUGGAUAUUCAAAUACUGUCUCUCUUUUAACUGAAAAACAGUGCAAAGUAAAUGUCUGGGAUGGUGAAAACAGAUCUCCAUUGACUAAGGCAGUACCAUGUGACAAGGAGAGUUGUGCCACUAUUCUUCUAGAACACAGUGCAGACCCCAAUCUGGUGGAUUUGGAUGGCAACACUGCUCUUCAUUAUGUUGCCUGUUGUCAAAGUGUCUCACUAGCUGCAAAACUGCUGAAACACAAAGCUAACCUUGAGGCUCAAAAUAAGGAUGGGUUUACUCCACUUCUACUUGCUAUUACUGAAAAUAAUGCAGAAAUGGUAGAAUUUCUUUUGAAGAGUGGGGCAGAUGUGAAUGCUUCAGAUAAGAAUCAAAGAACAGCCCUUAUGAUUGCUUUCAGUGAUGAACCAACACGUUUAGUCAGUCUUCUUCUUCAGCAAGAAGUGGACCUAUCUUGCCAAGAUAUUUAUGGAUUCACAGCUGAGGAAUAUGCAUCUUUCAAUGGUUUUACUAUAUAUCAAUUAAUUGCUAAUAAUGAAAAGGAAAAAAAAGUUAAACAGAUAUCUAACUCUAUGAACACAACUUUGGACACUAUAUUUGAUACAGAAGAACUGCAGGAAGUUCUGGAGGUCCGAAGUCCAAAUGGAUUUCAUGAGGCUAAAAUCAAGAUAACAGAAUGUACUCCUUUCUGGAGGUUUGAGGGGAGAAUCUGUUCCCUUGUCUUUUCUACCUUCCAGGUGCUGCCCAUGUUUCUUGGUUCCUGA
Budorcas taxicolor (takin) is the source of this 1017-nucleotide messenger RNA. It is a transcript of the gene ANKRD7, whose product is annotated as ankyrin repeat domain 7. The transcript is spliced from 7 exons. NCBI's taxonomy places the organism in Eukaryota, Metazoa, Chordata, Mammalia, Artiodactyla, Bovidae. The record is from RefSeq and is a predicted model, not a curated record. Gene Ontology annotation, molecular function: protein binding. The coding region runs from base 1 to 1017 and encodes 338 amino acids.